AUGGCGAGAACAUAUUAUGCGUUUGGAAGGACGUGGGGCGAAGGUGCGCGCUGCGAAUUUGCAAUGCGAACUCUGGAGGAGACUGUCUACCAGCAUUCUUUGGAGAUUCAGUUUGUUGCUCUCACAUUGAUAGAGGCUAAUGAUGAAUGCGAUUGGCUCCACAAGAUAUUUGAUGAAAUUUUCAAAGGGAUGUGGAGGGGGUCAAUUUGGAGCGGAAUAAAGGAAUUACGGCAGAGUCUUUACGAGGGAGCGGUAUUGCAGAGGUGCUCUAAUUUUCCAAUAGAGACGGAGGAGCUCCUUGGCAUGCUGGACUCCCUUAUUCAGACUUUAGGAUAUGAUAUGGGUACAUUAUCGUUGAACAAACUGCGAGAGAGUCUCGAAUUCUUGAAAAAAAUUACUCUCUUUGCCAAAUUUCGAGGACUUGAGCAUAGGCGGAUGGGCGACCUGUUCAUUCACGUUCAGCGCUUGAUUGUUGGUGUUGCGAGCUUAAUCUUUACGUCCUGUUCUUGGCCUAGAGAUGAUGAAGUUGACCCACUAAUAGAAACAAUAAAACCUGUUGAAUACCAUGGUUGUCGGAUUUAUGUUAGAGUCUUGGAGGAAGCUUCAAAAUUACAGUCAUCGAAUUGUGCCCCUGCAGGAAGCCAUGCAUUGAUUCUGGAAAUGGUCGAAUCUCUCAUCUUUCUUCUUUUAGAGUUAUUUUUCAGUGGUACCUCUUACGUGGGCAUGUUUCACCAUCAAAUGCAUACACUCUAUGCAGGGCUCAGAUUCUUGAGAAACACCUUGACAGUGCACCGAAAUAAGUUUGAGGAGUCAUAUGAUGGGAAAAUGGUCAACCUUGUAGAAGUCUUGAUAUGUGAGGCAGCAAUGAUAGUUUGCUAUCUAUGUGUCAAAAUGCCCAACAACCACGUGGUUGAACCUCUGCAGCAUCUAUUCUAUGAGGUUGAUGAAAAAAUGAAGAUGAUCAAGGAGACACAAGGAGAGGCACCAAGAUAUCCACUCAAGCCGACAUCCUGCUUUCCUCAAACCAACUUGUUGGGGUUCAUUGAUUCGGUCCUGGAAAAAUUGGACUCAUUCAAUCUUUAUGAGUGCAACCCAGUCGUCACUACGGAAAAGACCAAGUUUUUAACUAUCCGAAAGGAUAUGGUGUUUGUAAGAUCUUUUCUUAUUGAUUUCAUGGGGCCACUUGAUCAAAAUGAAAAGGUUCAAGCUCUCUGGAGUCGUGUUACUGCAGUAGUCCAUGAAAUCGAGUAUGUCCUUGAUUCUCUUGUGAUUGGAGAUGCUAUUCAAAAUUUUCUUGGGAUGCUUAAUACCAUUCUAGAACAGAUGAAGCUUGUUCAGAAUGAAGCAUUUGAAAUUUCUCGCUGUGUGGGGCAGAUCCCUAAAGUCCAGAACAUUGCUGAAAGUCAUACGAAGAUACCACAAGCUGUUAAUAUCCCAGGUUUUGAUGAGCCUAAGGUAGAAUUACAUGAUGAGGUGCAAAAGAUAAUUGAUCGGCUCACAAGAGGGACGAAGCAACUGGAUGUUGUUUCCAUUGUUGGUAUGGCUGGGUUGGGCAAAACAACUUUAGCAAAGAAAGUUUAUCGUAAUCCCGCCAUUGUCUAUUACUUUCAUGAUUUUGUGUGGUGUACCAUUUCUCAAGUAUAUGAUAAAAAACGUUUGUUACUUGAGGUUCUAAUGGGUCUUGACAAUGACUUUGCUGACAAGCAUUCAUACAUGAGUGAAGAUGAUUUGGCAGAUGCAAUUCGCAGACGUUUGAAGAGAAAAAGGUAUCUUGUAAUUUUGGAUGACAUUUGGGACAUUGAAGCGUGGGGUAGUCUAAAACUUUCAUUUCCUGAUGAUGCAAUGGGAAGUCGAAUUCUUCUAACCAGUCGAAAUGAGAAUGUUGCUUUACAAAUUGGACCAAAGAGUCAACCCUUUAGUCUUCGUUUGCUCACCGAGAAGGAGAGUUGGGAAUUAUUCAAAAUGAAGAUACGCUUUGGAGAAGCUUGUCCUCCUCCAGAACUAGUUGCACGUGGGGAGGCAAUUGUGCAGCGUUGUAAGGGAUUGCCGUUGACCAUCAUAAUUGUUGCUGGCCUCCUUUCGAAUAUGGAUACAUGUAAGUGGGAUGAAGUUGAAGAAAAACUAAUGAAAAGCAGCUCAUCUAUUUUAGAGCAGUGUAAAGAGACUCUAGAGUUGAGCUAUCGUCAUUUACCAGAGUACUUGAAACCAUGUUUUCUCUACUUUGGGGCAUAUAAAGAGGACCAACGGAUACGUGUUCGGGAAUUGUUAUGGCUAUGGAUUGCGGAAGGAUUUGUGGAGAGAACUGGUGGAGAAUGUGUAGAGGAUGUUGCCGAGUGUUACUUGACAGAGUUAAUACAAAGAAAUCUAGUUAUGAUUGCUGAGACAGGGUCGGAAGGCAAGGUGAAACUUUGCAUCCUUCAUGAUUUGUUACAUGAGUUUUGCAUGGCUAAAAGCAUCGGGGACCACUUUCUCUAUCGCUUCGGUGGUAGUGAGUUUGGUACUUUAACAGAGCAUAAUAUGUUAUAUCGGUUGCAUAUACACUCUAGAAAAUGGGAGCAAUUCGUAGAGCCAAUGCUGGAUUUUCCUUACCUACGCACUUUGUUCAUGGUUGACGAUGAUAUGUACAGUUGUGAUUCUCGACUUCAGUAUAGUAUCGUGUACAAGUUUUCCCGAUCAAAACUUGUAAGAGUUUUGGACUUGGGACGCUUCUGUUCAUUCCAUUUCUUUCCAGGUGUAAUUCAACUACUUGGUCAUCUGAAGUACUUGACCUUGGCAGUUGAAGGUGAAAAAUUUAUCCUCCCACCGUCAAUUGCCAGUCUCUCAAAUUUGGAGACACUCUUUUUGAUUGGAGGAGGUAUUUACUACAGCAGAGUUUUGCUGCCAGACACUCUCUGGAAAAUGAAAAAUUUUAGGCAUCUGCAUUGUAUUAAUUCACACUGGGAAUUGCCAGCAGAUGAUCGUCUGGAACACAUCUCAAUUUUAGAGAAUCUACAAACUUUCUCUAAUGUAGAAUUAUCCAGCCACCAAGUGACGAAAGAAGUAGUCCGAAGGUUUCCCAACAUCCGCAGAUUCAAAUGCCGAUUCAAUGUCUCCACUCCGCAGAGUAUAGCAUUAGAUUUCUUGACUCAACUUGAAUCACUCAGCAUUUACGAUGUUAGGAUUCUGUCGGAAAUCCAUAAUGAUCACUAUCAGUUUCCCCACAACUUAAAGAAGCUAACCCUGCAGGGGCUUCACCUGCCAUGGAGUAAAAUUUCAAUGAUUGAUAGACUACCCAAUCUCGAGGUUCUCAAAUUGGAGCAGGGAUCAUUCAUCGGAGAAAUAUGGGACAUGAAAGAAGAGGGGACAUUCCCCAAGCUUAGAUUUCUGAAAUUGAAAGGCUUGGAUUUAGCCCGGUGGACAGACUCAGAUGAUCAUUUUCCUUGCCUCCAGAAAUUAGUGUUGGAAGAUUGCCAGAAGUUGAAGGAAUUACCUUCGUGUUUGGCCGAAAUUCCAACUAUUCGGAUGAUUGAGGUAUCUCGGUGCGCGAAAGCCAUAGUAGAUUCAAUAAAGCAAAUUCGAGAUACGCAGAUGGAUAAUGGAAAUGUGGAUCUGGAGAUUCGAAGGAGGAGACAGUUGGGGAAACGGAGUUAUAGAAGGGUUACUUAGAAGGUUCUUCUCGUGGGCGAUGUGGGGCACUAACUCUUAACAGAUGGGAAUUCAUCAGGUAAUGCCUCCUAAUCAGUAGUCUUGCUUGAUAUACGACUCUCUCCUACAAAUGUAGUUGUUCUAUGGCGCCCUUCUUAUGUCAAGAUCUAAUUCAAGCACGAACACUCUUUCUCCCAUCACUUCUGCCAUAGUUGUUGUGUUAUUGUGAAAUCGGCUCUUGAGACAAAAUGAUCAAGAUCAGAAAAAUUUCAAGCAUCAGCGGCUCUAUUUAAGUGAAUGGCAUCUCCAAUCAUCCAUUAAGGUGAAACCAAAUCUAGAGAAUCACUGCAUCAUUUUCACGGCAUUUCCAUUCUCCAUAAACAUAAUCAAGUCCUUUGCUGUUGCAUAGGACCGAUGUUUUGCUGAUCGAUUUGACCAAGAAUUUUAAUGCUCCCCUAUUCCUUUUGUCAAAAAAAGAUAUGCGCUUCAAAAUUGGCUUCCUGGUUGGCAUGUCAGAGGUAAGAUUUUCAAGGGCAUUUCCACAAUUCCACAUAUUGUUGCGAUGAACUACUUUAUUUUGUAAAGCCAGGCCUCUGAAAAAGAUUGUUUCCUCAGAUCUACGCUAUAAACAUAAAAGACGCUGCUGGAAGCUUGUGACUUUAGGCAACUGUUUUAGUUCUACACGUUCAACUUCUUAUUCAAAUGGAAUUCAUCAGGCAGUGGCUCUCAGACAACCUUCUUGGUCGAUUUCCAACACCGACCUGGCUUUGUGGAUGCUGAGUUGUAAUGGGUGCAGGGGUUUUCUUCGCCAUCAAGUCUGCCGCUGUUGUUCCAUUGUUUCGUGAAGUGUGUUCCUGAGACAAAAGGUCGAACGUUAGAAGAAAGUCAAGCAUCCAUAGUUUUAUUCAAAUAAUUUACAAUUCGACAACGGACCACAGGUGAGACCCAAUUUAAGUCUAUACUAGUACGUUGUCGUCCAAGAACAGAGCAGGGGGUGAAGAUUUAACUCUUUAAGUUUGUUAAUUGUGCGAGAUCGGCUUUUCUGCUUCAUUUUUAGAAGGACUUUUGAGAUGAUGCAUCUUUUUUAUUUUUAUUUUUUUGGGUUUUUUUUUUAAUUAUCAAUAGCAUUCAUCAUCUCCUUUACAAUAAGGUUACACGGAGUUGAAAUUAUCAUUUUCAAAAUUCUAAGAACUGAGAUUGAAAAAAGAAACAAAAUAGACGUGAAUAGAUUCUAUUAUUCACUUCUUUUUUCUUUUCUUUUUUUUUUUCUCUCUGUGAUUUUCUUCCCAGC
Molecule: messenger RNA, 4915 nt
Organism: Oldenlandia corymbosa var. corymbosa
Lineage: Eukaryota; Viridiplantae; Streptophyta; Magnoliopsida; Gentianales; Rubiaceae
Source: the annotation of a GenBank genome assembly